AUGGCUUCCAUGACGAAUGUUUUGAAGAAUUUGAGCAUUGGGAACUCUAAAAAUAUUCAACCAGCUACUGCCAUUCAAAGUGAUGAUGUCUCAUGUGUGUUUUGUGGAAAAGGGCAUGUGUUUGAGAAGUGUCCAUCUAAUCCGGAGUCCGUUUGUUACAUGGGAAAUCAAAAUUUUAGUAGAAGCAAUGGGGAAUUCUCAAAUUCUUACAAUCAAGCAUGGAAGAAUCAUCCUAAUUUGUCUUGGGUGGGUCAAGGAGCAAGCUCAAGCACCGCACCAGCCCAACAAAGACAAGCAUAUCCAUCGGGUUUUUCACAACAACCGCGACAUCCACAACAUGCUCAAAAUUCCCAACCAAGUUCUUUGGAGAGUCUAAUGCGGGAUUAUAUGGCCAAAAGUGAUGCGGAAAUUGUUGAUACCAGACCAGUUGAUACAGCAACGGGUCACCAACCUGACAGUCAACAAUCUGCACCAGUAUGUUCUAGUCCUAAACCACCCCUUCCAUUUCCUCAAAGAUUUCAGAAACAGCAGCAAGAUGGGCAAUUCAAGAAGUUUUUAGAUGUGUUGCAGCAGCUCCAUAUCAAUAUUCCCUUGGUGGAAGCAUUGGAGCAAAUGUCGAAUUAUGUCAAGUUCUUAAAACACAUUUUGACGAAGAAAAGGAGGUUGGGGGAGUUUGAAACUGUAGCUCUCACCGAACGAUGCAGCGCCAUGUUGAAAAGUAAGAUUCCACCAAAGUUGAAGGAUCCGGGUAGUUUUAAAAUCCCUUGUUCUAUUGGGGGAUGGGAUCUUGGAAUAGCUUUAUGUGAUUUGGGUGCAAGCAUCAACCUCAUGCCUAUGUCGAUCUUUAAGAAGUUGGGUAUUGGUGAAGCACGUCCUACAACUGUUACAUUGCAACUUACUGACAGCUCCAUGGCCCAUUCAGAAGGAAAAAUAGAAGAUGUUCUAGUACAGGUUGACAAGUUCAUUUUUCCCGCUGAUUUCAUCAUCCUAGACUAUGAAGCUGAUAGAGAUGUGCCUAUUAUCUUGGGUUGA
Molecule: messenger RNA, 1032 nt
Organism: Cannabis sativa
Lineage: Eukaryota; Viridiplantae; Streptophyta; Magnoliopsida; Rosales; Cannabaceae
Exons: 2
Coding region: 1-1032 (343 amino acids)
Source: RefSeq, a predicted model, not a curated record